Toxotes jaculatrix (banded archerfish) is the source of this 7539-nucleotide messenger RNA. RefSeq names its product RIC1 homolog, RAB6A GEF complex partner 1 (gene ric1). The record is from RefSeq and is a predicted model, not a curated record. The transcript has 27 exons. Gene Ontology annotation, biological process: retrograde transport, endosome to Golgi; intracellular protein transport. NCBI's taxonomy places the organism in Eukaryota, Metazoa, Chordata, Actinopteri, Toxotidae. Bases 479 to 4807 code for a protein of 1442 amino acids. Gene Ontology annotation, molecular function: protein binding. Gene Ontology annotation, cellular component: cytosol; Ric1-Rgp1 guanyl-nucleotide exchange factor complex; Golgi membrane.
CGGUGAGGCACAGAGGAGUGAAAACUGGACGCUUUGCCGUUAUUAAACACCGCUGGUCCAGACACCGUAAGGAGUGAUCGGGCAGCGGGACCGAAAGUUAAUCGACCCAUUUGUAAGCCGCUGCGCGCUGUUGGGUGCUGUAUGGUGUCGCCGCGGGCCUGGUUGCUUUUGUUUUCGGUUACACCGCAGUUGCUUUGGACAGCUCAUUAGCUUCAAGUUGGAAAGCCAGCGCUAGCCCGGGGCUAGCUGUAUAGCUCUGUCGGCUGUUGGAGAUUUCACUGUGGCGUCCAUGGAUUGAUACUCUGACCAGGGUAAACGGUGGACUGCCCACACCUAUUCAAAGUUUUUUUUUUUAUUUUCAGGGAAAGAGCUGCCCAUGAGUCACUUGGAUUAAAAAUAGUUUAGGAGGAAUAAGGGGUACCGACGAUCUGGCAUUGCGACACUGUUUUCAGUGUCGAGGCUCAGAGAGUUUGCCGUCAUGUAUUUUCUAACCGGCUGGCCCCGGAGGCUGCUUUGUCCGCUGAGGAGUGAAGAGGAGCCCUUCCACAUUCAGCCCAGCUCCCAGAGGUUUUACUUCGCCGUGUUGUCGGAGACACAGCUCAGCAUCUGGUUUAGUCGGCCCAGUGUUUUGAUAGUCAGCUAUAUCGAGUCUGCAAAGGCGGCGGCCCAGUUUGGCUUCUACCAGAGGGCAGAAUGGAAACCAGACGACUCCAUGAUAGCUGUGGCGACUGCCAAAGGCUACAUCCUCCUGUUUGAUGUGCUGGGUAGAGGGGAUGACAAGUACCUCUAUGAGCCUGUCUAUCCAAAGGGAAGUCCUCGUGUGAAGGUGACCCCAGGUUAUAAGGAGGAGCAAUGUGCCCCGGCCCUGUCCUUAGAGAUGAAGAAACCUGUGGAUCUGGAGGCCCCCAUCACCAGCCUGCAGUCCCUCCAGGAGGACUUACUGGUGUGUACGGCAGACGGCUACCUUCACGUGCUGCACUGGGACGGGCUAGGCAGCAACGGGCGCAAGGCCAUCUGCCUCACUACAAUCCCCUUCUCGCUAGACCUGCAGUCUGCUCGAGGUGGUCCCUCUCUCGACCUGGAGGGAGUGUAUAUCCGUUGUAUGGAGUAUUGUGUUACCCUGGACGGCUUCGCUGUGGUCCUGAGUGACGGACGGCUGGGCUUUAUCACACCAAUCAGCAGCACCAUCACUGCAGACCAGCUACAGGGCGUCUGGGCAGCAGACAUCACUGAUGGCACCUGUGUGGCUGUCAACAACAAGUACAGACUGAUGGCCUUCGGCUGUGCCAGCGGCUCAGUGCUGGUGUACAUGAUAGACACCACAACUGGAUCAAUGCAGCUGUCCCACAAACUGGAGCUCACCCCGAAACACUACCCAGACAUCUAUAACAAGACAGGCCCAGUCAAGCUCAUCUGCUGGUCACCUGACUACAGCGUUGCCAUGGUUACAUGGGAGUGUGGUGGCCUAUCGCUGUGGAGUGUCUUUGGAGCUCACCUCAUCUGCACUCUGGGAGAGGACUUUGCGUAUCGUUCUGAUGGUACCAAGAAGGACCCCAUUAAAAUCAGCUCCAUGAGCUGGGGAGCAGAGGGGUACCACCUAUGGGUGCUCCCUAACAAACCAGAGAGGAGGAGACAGGAAGAGCAGGAGGAGGUGGAGAUGGUCGAACCUCCUCAUUCCUCCAUGCAGGCCGGCAUACUGCAGUUCCACUUCAUCAAGAGUGCCCUCACAGUCAACCCCUGCACGAGUAACCAGGAGCAGGUGUUACUCCAUGGUGAAGACCGCCUCUACCUGACCUGCGGUGACCCAACGCAGGUCCACAGCACGUCUGACUCACACCCACACACACACUUACACCCGCGCGAUGGCAGCCCGCUGCACCACCCCCCCAACCCCGACUCCUCUCUCUCUCAGGGACUCAGCACUUUACUUGGACACAAGCACUGGCACGUGGUCCAGAUUCACAGCACAUACCUAGAGAGCAACUGGCCAAUAAGGUUUGCAGCCAUAGACACAGCAGGCCAGUGCAUGGCUGUGGCAGGGAGGCGAGGCUUUGCACACUACUCCUUGUUCACAAGGAAAUGGAAGCUGUUUGGAAAUAUCACUCAGGAGCAGAACAUGACAGUGACGGGAGGUCUGGCUUGGUGGACUGACUUUGUGGUGGUGGCCUGCUACAACUUUAUAGACCAGCAAGAGCAGUUGAGGCUCUAUCAACGCUCAUCCAACCUGGACAACGCCUUUGCCUCGGUCACUAAGCUGCACUCAGACACUCUGCUGCUCAACGUCUUCAGAGACAUGGUCAUCCUGUUCAGAGCUGACUGCUCCAUCUGCCUCUAUAGCAUAGAGAAGAGGAAUGACAGUCCAAACCCGUCAGCCAGCGUGGAGCUGCUGCAGGAGGUGUCGAUGUCUCGCUACAUCCCUCACCCGGCCCUCGUGGUCUCUGUCACACUCACGUCCGUACGCACAGAGACUGGCAUCACAUUGAAAGCCCCGCAGCAGGCCUGCAUGGCAGAAAGCAUCAUGUUGAAUCUGGCUGGUCAGUUGAUCAUGCUACAGAGGGACCGUUCGGGUCCACAGGUACGAGAGAAGGAGACACCUGCUAAUAACAAGAAGCUGCUACCGUUUUGCCCUCCUGUUGUGUUGGCCCAGUGUGUGGAGAACGUGUGGACCACCUGUCGCUCCAACAGGAAGAAGCGCCACCUGCUGGAGGCCCUGUGGCUGUCAUGCGGCGAAGCAGGCAUGAAAGUCUGGCUGCCGCUGUUCCCCCGAGACCACCGCAAGCCCCACUCCUUCCUCUCCCGACGCAUCAUGCUGCCCUUCCACAUCAACAUCUACCCUCUGGCUGUGCUGUUCGAGGACGCCCUGGUACUGGGGGCAACCAAUGAGACUGUGCUCUAUGAUGGGCUGCAGGGAUCCUCGGAGCCACUGGAGGCGCUGUUCCCCUACUGCACUGUAGAGAGGACAUCCCAGAUCUACCUCCACCACAUCCUUAGGCAGCUGCUGGUUCGCAAUCUGGGUGAACAGGCUUUGAUGCUGGCUCAGUCGUGUGCCUCUCUCCCCUACUUCCCCCACGUCAUGGAGCUAAUGGUGCAUGUGGUUCUGGAAGAGGAGGCAACAUCGCGGGAGCCCAUCCCCGACCCUCUGCUGCCCACUGUGGCCAAGUUCAUCACAGAGUUCCCCCUCUUCCUUCAGACCAUCGUCCACUGUGCCAGAAAGACAGAGUACGCCCUGUGGAACUACCUGUUCGCAGCUGUGGGAAACCCCAAAGAUCUGUUUGAGGAGUGUCUCAUGGCUCAAGACCUGGACACAGCAGCCUCUUAUCUGAUUAUACUGCAGAACAUGGAGGUUCCAGCAGUGAGCAGACAACACGCCACCCUGCUCUUCAACACGGCGUUGGAACAGGGCAAGUGGGACCUCUGCCGGCACAUGAUCCGAUUCCUCAAAGCCAUUGGCUCAGGGGAGAUGGAGACUCCGCCCCCAACGCCUACAACUCAGGAACCCAGCUCAACUGGAGGUUUUGAGUUCUUCAGAAAUCGCAGCAUUAGUUUGUCUCAGUCGGCAGACUCCAUCUCUACAGGAAAGUUCAACCUGCAGAAGACCCUCAGUAUGCCCACUGGACCCUCAUCUAAAGGUCGGGAAGUGGAGUGUGCGGAGAACAUGUACAUUGACAUGAUGCUCUGGCGUCACGCCCGCCGCCUCCUGGAGCAGGUACGCCUCCGCGACCUGGGAUGCUUCUCGGCACAGCUGGGCUUCGAACUCAUCGGCUGGUUGUGUCGCGAGCGAAACCGCGUGGCCCAUGUUGACGAUUUCGUUUUGGCGUUGAAGAAACUCCAUAAGGAUUUUCUCUGGCCGUUCCCUGUGAUUCCAGUGGGAAGCCUCAGCUCGCCUCUGAAGAACGGACGGUGUCGCACAGUGCUGAGCACACGGCUGUUGAAGUCGCAGUCAGCUGACAGCCUGUUGAACAGCGACAUGGACACAGCGCCCCCUCAGGCAGCUCCCACCAACCACACCUGGCUGGACGGGCUUGGGCAGAGGGCCAAAGAUAUGGACACGGCCUCGUCCGCUCACUCCAACCAGCACUCAACUCAGACACAUGACGCCUUCCUGUCACUGCUUACCAACAAAGUGGAGGAGUACAGCAUCGGCUCGGCCACAGACCUGACUGAGACCAGCUCAGUGGUGGAUGGUGAUUGGACGAUGGUUGACGAGAACUCCUCCACUCUGAGCCUGAGCCAGGCCGAGCUGGAGCACAUCUCCAUGGAGCUGGCCAACAAGGGCCCGCACAAGUCGCAGGUGCAGCUCAGGUACCUCCUCCACGUCUUCAUGGAGGCGUGCUGUCUGGAGUGGUGUGUAGUGAUCGGUCUGAUCUUGCGGGACGCCAAUGUGAUCAAGCAGGUGAUCGGCUUCCUGGACAACCCGGAGGUUCCCCAGGAAACUGUGCAGAGUGUCCGAAACGGCUUGUUGGCCGUCGACACGUGGGCCUCCACCGACUGCCUGGGAUACAAACCAUUUCUCAACCUGAUCCAGCCGCAGCUGCAGCAGCUGAUGGACUCUGCGUCUGAGCAGGUGCAGCCUGAAGCCUUCCAGCCCACCAGCCAGAGCUCCAAACUUGGCGGCUCUGAAGGGCUGGGGGUCGCCGCUGUACCCCGACCCGAGGACAGCAGAGGGGUAGCGGCUCCUUUGGGCCUGGCCCUUCCCUCCCUCGAACCUGCGGGAGGUUUUUCUCGCCCCCCCUCCGAGGACUGUCCUCCUGAACAGACAGAGGAGCAGGGAGACGAGGAGGGGGCCUACGACUGCACCUUGUCCUGAACCCAGGGGGCCUCCUCUGGACUCUAAUAACCUGUGAACUUUGGGCCCCUGGAGGGAAAGAGGAGAGGAGGAAGCAGCAGCAGCAGCAGCGACUGGAAAUAGACUUUAUUUUCGUGUGUGUGUGUGUGCUUGUGUGUGUGCGUGCAUGUGUGUGUGUACUUGUGUGUGCACAGAAAGUACCUCUCCUGCAGGUUCUUAGAGUCAGUAUUAUCCACUCUUCAGAUUUGCCCUUUGUGUCGACUAGAGCCCCCCCGUGGAUACUGAGCUACCAAGAGAGCAACAGACAGCCCGACUGACACAAAGACAUCGCAGCUCAACCGGAGACAGGGUUCAGUCUGUUAGAGAAAGGUCACCUGUGUCAGAGCGCUGUGGUGUUUGGAAGCUGUAGACCAGCACAGGAAGGCACCAGGCUUUUUUUUUUUUUUUUUUUUUUUCCACUUUCCAGACAAAAAGCUCCCUUGUUUCCAUUGGUCAAUGCAAACAGUGCAAGAAUCAGCUCAAAGACAACAAAAAAAAAGAAACCUGAGCGUAUUUGAUCAUGGCAUCAUGCUAUGUUGCUAAGCAUAAUGUAGAACAAAGCUCUCUUCACGAAACCAUUUUAGGAGAUGCACUGAAGUGUGUCUGAGCCUACAGCAAGCGUGUGCCGUUCUGUUUGUGCGCACAAGAGGUGUUUCAUACUUUCAUACCUCAUAUGAUUUUAAAAAUAUUUUGUGAUAACCUUUUCAAUAAUGUAACAAUGUACAAGAUGACAUUAUUUUUCUAUCAAUUACACCUCGUUCCCUGUUGAGUCUCAAACUGCUCGUGCUAUGAAUUCUGUGUAAUUCCUGAGAGGUGAGAACCUUAAGAUGUCCAAGAAAAUGAUCGCUGGAGAAGAAUCCACCCUCGCGAGUGCAAACUAGUUUCAUACCUCUGAUCAGUACCUCCGCUCAUGUAUUUCUCGCGCACCGACCUCACCCCGACCUUGAUGAAGUCCAGGCCCAGAAGUGUCCCGGGGGGGGGGGGGUGGGGGGGUAUCUGCUUUUCUCCGCGUGGUCCAGGUUUUAGACAACAACCGAGGCAGAUCAGUGUUCCUUAGGCGAGCAGAUUUAAAACUGUGGAGGGAUGAAGCUCAUGGGUGAAACGUGCUAUAAGAACCAAAAUCAUAUGAUACGUUAUCCAGCUUUUAAACACAGUGUCAGUCUGUCUGACAGUUUCUAAUUGUGUUUCCUGAUCGUUGUGUUAUUUAAGCCAUCCUGCUCUGUAGAUUUUGUUGUACCCGUCACUCACUGCAGGGGCGCGAUGUGAUUCCCCAGUCGGUCGUGUUAACAGUGGCGCACGCCAGUAUCGUUUCUGAAAAAGAGGAUGAAAUGGUUGUCGCGGCAGUUUAACCUUCAUCAUCAUACUUCGUCCAGUCCAACAUGCAUAUCGCACCCCUGAACCGCUCGAGACAACGAUCACCGAUUUCACCGCGUGCGUUUUUGUGUGCUUCUGCGUGGGAUUUCUGAAUGCGUGUAACCGCGUUGUGUUUGACAGUGCGUCGAAAUGUUUUGGUGACUUUCAUCACGUGGAAUUGAUUUUAUUGUAUUAGUCAUCAUUAUUGCUAUUAUUAUUUAUUGGGCAUCGUAGCUGAAUGAUCAUUGCUGAAUUGACACCUGGAAAUGUGCUCCAUUUGUUUUUAUGAGUGAUAACAAACUUUUCCCCCCUUUUAGUUAAUCAAAGUCAUGUAUUGGCUCUCUACCAUAAGCACUAAAAGGUUUAUCACAGAUACGUCAGUAUUAUGUUGUGCAAUGUAUUGAAAUGUUACUCAGCUUUAUUUUUUAUGUUCACUACUUCUUUUCUGACCCCCCCCUCCACCAUCUGUUUGCUUUUACUUUUCGUGAUAGACCAAAUUUAUAUUUUAUAGAUAGAUUUCUUUGCUCUCUUGUCAGCGUGUACAAGAGUCUGGUGUGGUGUCUGAUGAAAUGUAGAUUCUUAAACGGUUUUUCUUUUCUUUUCUUUUUUUUUUUUAAUGAUUUGCCUGUAUUUGUCAAAACACUCUCUAUUCACAAAAGGGCAAAGUGACUUUGCGGCGCAGUGCUGCUGUCGCCGAUGUACUGUUGGUCACUCAGUGUAAAUCCCGUUGCACCCUCGUUCCAGUGGGGCCCGUCUCCACUCUGAACAAGCCUACAGCUACACUACGCUGCUCCGCUGUAAGCUUUAUUUGACUUGAAAACGGUAACUUGAUGAACCAAAGACUUUACGUCCAGAGGCCUUCUGUUUUAAGCGGUUGCUUCGAUUGAGCGCUCGAGUCAUUAUGCAGGGGGAACGAAACCUCUCUCUCUCACACACACACACACCACACACACACCACACACACACACAAUCCAUCCCUCUCAUCCGAAACAUAAGCAUCAAUGCUCAAAAACUAAUGCUGACAGCAUAUGAGACAAUUUCCUACGGAAAUGAAUAUUGCAGAUCUUUUAUGGUUUCCUUCUCUGCAGGCGAGGAGCGGUCGGUCAGGUGUGUCUCGUGGUACUCGGGUGUCACGUUCACUCACGAGGUGGACGGCGCUCCCUCCCUCCUGUGUACAGUUUAAAAGUAUUGCCUGUUUCCUGACUCUGAGUAAAGUUUUAUAUCUGAGGCAGGAGCAGCAGACAUCCUCAAUGCAGUGUAAAGAUACUCUCUUGUACAUUUGCCUUUUCUACUCAUGUUUGGUUUUCUACUUCAUUUUUUUCCCCUUGUACAUAAAGACCAAUAAAUUAUUUUUAAAACUG